Metarhizium acridum CQMa 102 is the source of this 2175-nucleotide messenger RNA. Lineage: Eukaryota; Fungi; Ascomycota; Sordariomycetes; Hypocreales; Clavicipitaceae. The record is from RefSeq and is a predicted model, not a curated record.
AUGUCGCCAGUCGCGGCUCCAAAUAAUAUAUCCACCGAUGGUACAUCGGCUCACCGAGGCCAGGAAGCUCAACCUGUUGAUAUAGUAGUCGGUGUGAAUGGCGACUCAUCCAUUAUACUACCUUCGGGUACAUCGACGGCUGUAGAGCCCUUGAACGAUGGUCAGGCUGAUUACAUGUUUCUUCCCGGCCGGUGCGCUGCAACACACACUAACGCUCUGCCAAUAGACAUUCCGUAUACCUCUGGAAGUCACGCGUACUAUGAUGGCCGCGUCAAAAACGGUGUCCCUGCCAAACUGCAGAAUGUUGAUCACGGUAAAAAUGGCAACUUUGCCGUCAUGCAUAUGGGAGUAUUGAAUCUUGCUUCGGCCGAACGGCUUGCCGCAGCGAGACGAACGAGUGAGGGCACUGCAGCUGCUUCCAGGUUAUUUAACCAAGCCGGUUACAAGUCACUACGGCAAUUAAAGCAAAAUGGGCCAGCUGUAGAAUCGCAACAGCAAGAGUUGAUACCGAAUGCUGCGCGCAAGGAGAGGACCAGAGGCAAGUCACAACCUGGCCAUGGGUUUGCCCAGAGAACGACUUCACUAUCGCCCCAUGAGACAAAGACGGAGCAAGCUCGACUUCUGACUCUGCUGAGGUCGUUGAACCCUGUCAUGGUUGUCGACCAGCUUUGCAGAGGACUCGCAUAUUUUGGAGGCAUACCUGGGGCUCCUCCUCCGGCAGAUGAUAGUGCCUUCCCGCAGAGUAACGCCGCAAAUGGUUCUGGCCAUUACUUUGUUGGCUGGCUCGCUGAAAUCUUUCCAAACGUGGAUGCCUCAACAGCUCCUCAGCCGAGCGUACCCGACACGUCUCCGCCAGGGAACCCUCCAGCGGCGACUGCCUCUACUUGGAUGUCCGCGUCUCCCCCGGCUUCAAAGUCCGCCACUAGGGUGCCCGUGGCUUCUACAGUACAAACGGAUUCCGCGUCGACGAAAGGAGGCGCAGUUGUUCCAGGAAAGAGGAAAAGAGGCAGGCCAAAGGGGAGUAAAAGCUCCAAGGUCCGCGCAGAUAAAGGCAAAAGGCACAUAUCGAAGGCACUCAAAUAUAGUGUGCCACUUGUCAUACCGGCUGUCGCUGAAAAUGAGAGUGCAGCUGAAGGUGACAGUAUGGAGGCGGAUGUUCCAGUAACGAGCGACAACUCCGCUACGCCCGUGCUUCCUGAUGAUCCUAAUACACAAUCGAAUGCUCCCAAGAGCACCCCAGUGGCUAAAAAGAGGGGUCGGCCAAAGGGUUCCAAAAACCGACCAAAGACCAACAUCAAUGAUGAGAAUCAGACGGCACCGCAUACCAGUGACUUAAUACAUGCACAGACUAAAGCGACUCCUACCCCUCCAUCUGGCACUGCAAAUGCCGAGAAUAUUAUUCCUAACAAUGACUAUUCGGCGCAAGCGCGGCUUGCAGGAGACAACCUAGGCCGACAUCAUGCAGAGUCUAGCCCCAAUCAGCCGGACAUGUCAAUCCAACAACCCAUCGCCGCCAGCGCAAGCAACAGCUCGCCAAGAAAGAGAAACGCCACACAGCAAAGUCAGGUGGAUGUUCUAGGAAACAAUAAUCAAGUUGCUCCUUCGUCUCAGGCGUCCCAGGGGACGAAGCGUCAACGCAUAUCAAACGGAAGCGUUCCAAAUACCAGCUCUGGAUCACAGCCUGGAUUCCUAUCAGGCAGUUUCGACUCACAGACCCAGGCCAAUGGUUCUGGAGUUGAAGGAAUGGGACUGGGGCCACAUGCUACCCAGACAUCACGACUUGGACAUUUCUACAUAGCUACCUCUCCACAACAGCAACAGCUAGAGUCGCCAACCCUGAGCCAUGCCAUACCAAGACAACAAACAAGCCAUCCAUUUGCGUCUCAGCGUAUAAAUGCGGCGGCACAGAACUACUAUAACCAACACAGCCUGCAGCAAACCUCUCAUCACAUGACAUCGAUUAGCCCCUCCGGAGGCAGCUUUAGUCAGGCCAUAGCUGGCAAUGCCGAUGUGCCCGUAUCUCAAGAUCAGGCUAAACAACAACCAGCCGGGCCACAAACUGGAGGGAGAGAGCAAGGCUACUUAAGCAACCACAACCGACCACCCGGAGCUCAAUCAUCCGCUAAUACCGCCCUGGGCGUCUAUUCUGCUUUUAACACUCAAGGCUUCAUGUAG